GCACAUGUAAUACACCUCAAAAAAGGGGAAUGUUCAGUAAUUUAUUUGUGGACUGAUUUUCCACUUUAUAAGACUUUUCAAUACCAAGCAAGCAGCAAGCAACUGUCAAUUUCUGAUAUAGCUGUCAAAAUGAGUGCUAAAGCAAUCAGAGAAGCUCAAGGCAAGACUCUCUUGUCUCACUACCUCAAUGUCUUGAAGGCAGAGAAUGGACUGGGUAAAAGUCUGGCCUUCCCUGUCAAGUCUGUUACUGUGACCAGAGAGACUGUUCUCUCUGAGAUAGCUAAUGGAAAUCCAUGGUUGGAGAAAGAGAAACUGGUUGCUAAGCCGGACCAGCUGAUAAAGCGUCGUGGUAAACUAGGUCUGAUCAAGGUGAACACCGACCUGGCCGGGGCUAGUGAGUGGAUUGCAGAGAGGAUGGGUAAAGAGAUGGAGAUAGGUGCGGCUAAAGGAGCGCUCAAUAACUUCAUUAUCGAGCCGUUCGUGUCUCAUGAGCAGAGCGAGGAGGUCUAUGUGUGUAUCUAUGCUACCCGGACUGGCAACACUGUCCUGUUCUACCACGAGGGUGGUGUGGAGGUGGGGGACGUGGACAGCAAGGCAGCUCGUGUCGACGUGGAUAUUGAGAGCUCCCUAACCAGCGAGCAAGCAUCACAGCUGGUAGCCAGUGUACCAGCUGAUAAGCAACAGGUUCUGGUUGAGUUCCUGCAGCUGCUAUAUAGAGCCUACUCUGAUCUGUUCUUCACCUACCUGGAGAUCAACCCUCUGGUUGUCCAGGGCAACACGGUGUACAUGUUGGACCUGGCCGCCAAGCUGGACUCUACAGCCGAGUACCUCUGUAAAGUCAACUGGGGGAAAAUAGACUUCCCCCCACCUUUUGGAAGAGAUGCACUACCAGAGGAAGCGUAUAUUGCCGACCUUGAUGCCAAGAGUGGAGCAUCUCUAAAGCUCACUGUACUCAACGCUAGCGGCCGUAUCUGGACCAUGGUUGCCGGGGGUGGAGCUUCAGUUGUAUACAGCGACACUAUCUGUGAUCUGGGUUACAGCAAGGACCUGGCCAACUAUGGAGAGUAUUCAGGAGCACCUAAUGAAGGUCAAACGUUUGAGUAUGCCAAGACAAUCCUGAGUUUGAUGACCAAAGAAAAACACCCUGACGGCAAGGUCCUCAUCAUCGGAGGGGGCAUCGCUAACUUCACCAACGUGGCCGCAACGUUCAAGGGUAUUGUGCGUGCACUGACCGAGUACCUACACAAAUUACUGGAGAACAACGUCAGCAUAUUCGUGAGACGAGGAGGACCUAACUUCCAAGAGGGUCUCCGUGCCAUGAGAGAGGUCGGAGCUAAACUGGGUCUCAAGAUGUACGUGUUUGGACCCGAUACGCACAUGACUGCCAUCGUUGGAAUGGCACUAGGUACAAGACCGAUUCCAAAAUCAGGCCUAAUCGAGAAAUCUGGUUCAUCGUUGAGCGUCAUGGGAAUGAAGAAUAUGUCUCUCUCCCAGUCCUCGUCCACCAACUCUAUGAGUGAGCUGGAACAGUCGAGCAGUCGCAGUGCCUCUCCCCGUCUCUCCCGUAACGUGGCGGUGUGUCUGUGGACACCAGACCAAGAGAGUGCUUUCCCACCUCCUACGAAGAUGCUCUUUACCAACUCCACAGUGGCUGUCAUCUGGGGCAUGCAACCUAGAGCUGUACAGGGCAUGUUGGACUAUGAUCAUGUGUGCUCCCGAGACACACCCUCUGUGGCCGCCAUGGUCUACCCAUUCAGUGGUAAUCACAAGCAGAAGUUCUACUGGGGCCGUAAAGAGAUCAUGAUACCAGUGUACAAGGAGAUGUCUGAGGCUGUCAGGAGACACCCUGAGGCUGACGUCCUUAUCAACUUUGCCUCGCUACGAUCUGCGUACGACGCUACCAUGGAGGCCAUAACUUUUGAUAAGUUCCACACGAUAGCGAUCAUAGCCGAGGGCAUUCCUGAGAACCAUACUAAGAAACUCAUCAAGACAGCAGAUGAGAAGAAGGUCACCAUUAUUGGACCAGCCACGGUUGGUGGCAUCAAGCCGGGCUGCUUCAAAAUUGGUAACACUGGAGGCAUGAUGGACAACAUACUCUCGUCUAAGCUCUAUCGGCCAGGAAGUAUUGCGUAUGUGUCCCGAUCUGGAGGCAUGUCCAACGAGCUCAACAACAUCAUCUCCAGGACAACCAACGGUGUCUAUGAGGGCGUGGCCAUCGGAGGAGAUAGGUAUCCCGGGACCACGUUUAUGGACCACGUGCUACGUUACCACGACGAUCCCUACGUGAAGAUGAUUGUCGUAUUAGGAGAGGUUGGUGGUAUUGAGGAGUACGCUCUGUGUGACGCUAUCAAGUCUGGCCGUCUAUUCAAACCCACCGUGGCGUGGUGUAUCGGCACCUGUGCCAAGAUGUUCUCCACUGACGUACAGUUUGGUCAUGCGGGGGCGUCUGCUAACGGUGAGAGAGAGACAGCUGAUGCCAAGAAUAAGGCUUUGUUGGAGAGUGGAGCUCAGGUGCCUGACAGUUUUGACACACUGGGCACUAUUAUCGGUGAAGUGUAUGAACAGCUGGUAGCGGCCGGUCUCAUCGUACCCCAGCCAGAGAGAGACCCGCCCACUGUCCCCAUGGACUACUCGUGGGCUCAGGAACUCGGGCUCAUACGAAAGCCAGCUGCCUUCAUGUCGAGUAUAUGUGACGAGAGAGGGGAGGAGCUACUCUAUGCUGGCAUGCCCAUCUCGGAUGUCUUCAAGGAGGACAUUGGAAUUGGUGGAGUGCUGAGUCUGCUCUGGUUCCAGAGAAGACUUCCCCCCUACGCGUGCAAGUUCCUGGAGAUGUGUCUAAUGGUAACAGCCGACCACGGACCAGCUGUUUCUGGUGCCCACAACACCAUCGUGGCCGCCCGAGCUGGCAAGGAUCUCGUGUCCUCUCUAGCCUCAGGGCUUCUUACCGUGGGGGAGAGGUUCGGAGGUGCCCUAGACGGGGCUGCUCGUCAGUUCACUCAAGCGUACGACUCUAACAUGAUCCCAAUGGAGUUCGUCAACACGAUGAGGAAACAACACCAGCUCAUUAUGGGCAUCGGCCACAAAGUCAAGUCCAUCAACAACCCUGAUAUGCGAGUGGUGAUCAUGAAAGAGUUUGUUAAAACCAACUUCCCCUCCACACCUCUUCUGGACUUUGCGAUAGAGGUUGAAAAGAUUACUACCUCAAAAAAACCAAAUCUCAUCUUGAACGUGGACGGUGUCAUAGCCGUCAGUUUUGUGGAUCUGCUCAGACAUUGCGGCUGCUUCUCUUCGGAGGAGGUUGCAGAGUACGUUGACAUUGGAUCACUGAAUGGACUCUUUGUGCUCGGAAGAACGAUGGGAUUUAUUGGUCACUAUUUGGACCAGAAGCGCCUCAAGCAAGGCCUCUAUCGUCACCCGUGGGAUGACAUCUCUUACAUCCCUCAUGACUCUGUGUAGCUGAUAUUAUAAUUAUAUAUACAUGGAAACACGUGUGCUACAUUUUAAGUCCCUGUUUGUAAAUCCCUAUGUUCUACAGUAGUAAGCACGCAUUUAUUUAUUAAAAACGAUAUUAAACUAUCAACCCUUGUUAUAAUUAUUGUGAUUGA
Halichondria panicea is the source of this 3605-nucleotide messenger RNA. RefSeq names its product ATP-citrate synthase-like. The coding region runs from base 130 to 3456 and encodes 1108 amino acids. Gene Ontology annotation, cellular component: cytosol. The record is from RefSeq and is a predicted model, not a curated record. Gene Ontology annotation, biological process: citrate metabolic process; tricarboxylic acid cycle; fatty acid biosynthetic process. Gene Ontology annotation, molecular function: ATP citrate synthase activity. The transcript is spliced from 24 exons. Lineage: Eukaryota; Metazoa; Porifera; Demospongiae; Suberitida; Halichondriidae.